Messenger RNA from Arachis ipaensis, 4907 nucleotides. The record is from RefSeq and is a predicted model, not a curated record. NCBI's taxonomy places the organism in Eukaryota, Viridiplantae, Streptophyta, Magnoliopsida, Fabales, Fabaceae.
GUUUUUUUUAUGAAGUUCUGAUAUUGAGAUAUGAGUUUCUUCCAUUUUGCAACAGCUUAAAGCAUGUGUCUGGCUUCAUUGAGAGAGCAAGGAGCUGAAAGGAAACAUUUCAUUGGGAUGAAUCAAUUUAGGUAAUGGAGACUUUAAUGAUGGAUCACAUUAUGGGAGGGAAGAAUUCUCGAGAAGGGAGCCACACCCAUAUGAGCAAUCAUCAUGGCAACCUCCUAAACCAAGCUACCAUGAUUGUAACCCCUCCUAUAAUGCAUAUCAUUCCCAUGGAUAUGAUGGUUCUUAUCAUGAUUAUGCCACUCAACCACCAUCAUUCCAUGCACCAUACUCUCAACAUAGUCCUCAACCACCAUACUCUCAGUCCACAUCCUAUUUCCACCAAUUACCUCCACACAAUCCAAAUUCAUAUCCUCCUUAUGCACACCUUUGUGACUAUUAUGAACGAGCACCCGUUGAACCACCACUAUUCCAACACCAUUACCCCCACAAUCCUAUUGAACCACCACCUCCCAUACAUGAGAACUUCCAACCACAUGAAGAACUCUCCUUCCUACCACAACCCUCCAUGGAAGAAUACUCAUAUCCAUCAAUCCAAGAGCAACAUGAUCCUAAUUAUGUCAACCAAGCGGAACAAAGGCCAUGGGAUCGUCUCAAGGAAUUAACGGAUCGGCUUCAAGUAAUCAUACUUCAAAGGGAGUAAGAGAAAGCCCAAAAGAUGCACGAAGCUAAUGAGGCUAACCUUGCCAAAACUAAAGCUAACUUGGACUCAUGGGAUUCAUGCCACAACCAAAGCAUUUCCACGGAUGAAUGUGGAAAAUCAAUCGAAAAGCGGAGCAUGAAGGAGAUUCUAGAAUCUCAACUUGAGAACAAAGAGACAGAGUAUUUUUUGCAACAAGUGGAGGAAGUAGAAACUCUUGAAGAUGAAGAAAUAGUUGAAGAUUUAGGGGAGGUUGAGCAAGAGGCAAGUUCCAUCAUUGAAGACAACUCUACACCAAGUGACAUUGGUGACCUUGUUGAAACUUCUUCUAUUGGAUGUGAAAUUGAUGUUGAAGUGGACUUCACACAACCUCCAAAAUUUGAUGUGAUUGCUGAUGAAGAAGACUUGGAGGAGGUUAAUGGAGAAAAGCUACAAAGUAUUGAAGUGGACUUCACACAACCUCUAAAAUUUGGUUUGAUUGAUGAUGAGGAAGAGUUGGAAGAAGUUGACAAAUAAGUAAAAGUUGAAGAAAGUUGUCAAGAGAUAGAAGACAUCAAGGAGGAGUCAAAAGGAGUGAAGCUCACAUUGUGAAAAUCAUUGGAUACCCUCCUUGCUAAGUCACCAUCCAAGUUACAAAUUGAGUGGGUAAUCAUCUCAUCCUUUAAUUUCCUUGGCCCAUAUCAAUAUGCUUUGUUAGAAAUGGAUGGUUAACUUAGAGCUAUUUGUGGGCUAGAAAGUAGAAAAGAGUUGGAUGUUGGUUGGCAACAAGAAUCAAGGUGCAUAGUGAAUGAAAACUCAAACUUUGGGAUUCAUAUGUGGAGUGAAGCUCAAUUCAAUGGAGUUAAGAUGAGGAUUAGGAGUCAUCAGGAGAAUUCAAGAAGUUUGUCACCCAAUUGGAAGCAUGUAGAUCAAAAGGAAGGGGUGUUGACAAACAAAGCAUAGGACCACGGAAUACACAUCAACAGUCAUCAAUCUUGGGGCCUUACUACUUACUUGAAAGUUCUUAGAAGAGUGGGGCACAUAAUUUGGGAUCCCGAAGGCUGUUGAAAAUGCAAAAAUUGGUGGGAAUUCAAGGAAGAGUUCAAGCAUAAGCCACCAUAGGAAGGACCCCAUCAAUUGUCCAACUUAAGGACUUUAAAUAAAAGUGGCUGGCCACCGAGAGGGAAAGGAAAAGCUUCUAAAUGGGGUAACAAGCAAGUCCCUCCGCACAAUCUUUUGAAGGAGUUCAUCAGUUGUAGCAACCCAUCCACCUUGCUCUUCUUUGCAUGCAUCGAGGACGGUGCAAUCUUUAAGUGUGGGGAGGUCGAGGACCAACCUCCGUGGACUUUCAAGGCAAGUUAUGCAACUAUUCUUAUAUUGUAGCUGUUGAGGUAUUGGGAUACUUUUAAUUUCCGCAAGGAAAUCUUCCUUUUGGUCAUUAUGCAUGUCUGGCCCUGUGGCCAUAGUUGCUGAUCAUUUGGAUGGAGGCGCACUUUCUUGUGCUGACAGAACCAAAUCUCUUGAUGCCAUUUACGAAUCGGAUCACUUAUCUAUAUGGACGAAUGGUGAAGCUGAUCAUUCCUCUGAAAUCGUUGGGUUUCGAGUUGGAGAACUCUUGCUUCCUAAUGGAGAAACAUAUUGUGGUUCACUUCUUGGCAAUAUGCCCGAGGGCCAUGGUGUGUAUGUCUGGUCCGAUGGAUGCGUCUACAAGGGCGAAUGGAGACGGGGGAUGAGAAAUGGUAUUGGGAAAAUUAGAUGGCCUUCUGGAGCAGUGUAUGAGGGUGAAUUCUCUGGCGGAUAUGUCCAUGGUACCGGAACAUAUAUUGGUUCGGAUAAGUUGACCUAUAAAGGGCGGUGGAGACUGAAUCUUAAGCACGGUCUUGGUUACCAAGUUUAUCCGGAUGGAGAUAUCUUUGAAGGCUCUUGGAUAAGAGGUACACCAGAGGGGCCUGGGAAGUAUACAUGGGCAAAUGGGAAUGUAUAUUUGGGGAAUAUGAAAGGCGGGACCAUGUCGGGGAAAGGAACUCUAACAUGGAUAACCGGGGAUUCAUUUGAAGGAAAUUGGUUGAAUGGCAUGAUGCAUGGGUUUGGAGUAUACACUUGGAGUGAUGGAGGCUGCUAUGUUGGGACUUGGUCACUCGGUCUAAAAGAUGGUAAAGGAACUUUUUAUCCUAAAGGCAGCGGUCUUCCAUCCGUUCAAGAAAUCUACCUCAAAGCUUUGCGAAAAAGAGGGCUUUUGCCGGAUUUGAGAAAGCAGAGCCAGGUUGGAGAUGUCAAGCUUCGUGAGAAUCAGAGAUCCAGUCGUGUUUCGUCUCAUAAACUUGCAAAGGGAAACCUGUUAAAUCUGGACCAGUCUAGUAGAACAAAUGUUUCUCUUGAAAGGCGUUGGAGUCUUGAGGUAUCAAUUGAGAAAGUGAUUGGACAUGAUUCUGCAUUCGACAUAACAGACUCUUUACCAGAAAGUGGAAAUAAAGAGAUUAUUUCGAAGAUCCCAAUCUUGGAACGAGAGUACAUGCAAGGCGUAUUAAUAAGUGAAGUAGUGUUGAAUGAUAUGUUUACAUCCAUGUCUAGAAGGGCUAGGCGUCGACAAAGAAAGCUUGCAAGAGAGAUAAAAAGACCUGGUGAAGCAAUCAUCAAAGGUCACAGGAGUUAUGAUCUGAUGCUCAGUUUGCAACUUGGAAUAAGGUAUACUGUGGGCAAGAUUACGCCUGUAAAGAGUAGAGAAGUGCGAGCGUCGGAUUUUGGUAGCAAAGCAAGCUUUUGGAUGAAUUUUCCAAAAGAAGGUUCUCAAUUAACCCCUCCGCAUCAGUCAGAUGAUUUUAGAUGGAAAGAUUACUGCCCAAUGGUGUUUAGAAAUUUAAGAGAGUUGUUCAAGAUUGAUGCUGCUGAUUACAUGAUGUCUAUCUGUGGAAAUGAUGCUCUGAGGGAACUAUCUUCUCCGGGGAAAAGUGGUAGUGUCUUUUUCCUAUCUCAGGAUGAUCGUUUCAUGAUCAAGACGCUGCGGAGAUCUGAAGUCAAGGUUCUUCUGAGAAUGCUUCCAGACUAUCAUCAUCAUGUGAAGUCAUAUGAAAAUACACUCAUUACAAAAUUUUUUGGCCUGCACAGAAUUAAACCUUCAAGUGGUCAAAAGUUUCGCUUUGUUGUAAUGGGAAAUAUGUUCUGCACAGAAUUAAGGAUUCAUAGGAGAUUUGAUUUGAAAGGUUCUUCCCUUGGACGGUCAUCAGACAAGAUAGAAAUUGAUGAGAAUACCACUCUUAAAGAUUUAGAUUUGAACUACUGCUUCUACUUGGAACCAUCUUGGAGGGAGUCUUUACUAAAGCAGAUUGAAAUAGACAGCAGGUUUUUGGAAGCACAGCACAUUAUGGAUUACAGCCUCCUUCUAGGGGUUCAUUAUCGAGCUCCCGAGCAGCUGCGCCCACUCACGUCAUACAGCCACCGGAUGAGUGUGGAUGGAUUGGCAAUGCUUGCGGAGGAAGACCCUCUGGAGGACGAAGUAUAUAACUAUCCACAAGGCCUUGUUCUUGUUCCUCGAGGAUCAGAUGAUGACAGCGUCGUUGUAGGCUCGCACAUUAGAGGUAGCAGGUUAAGAGCUUCAUCUGCUAAUGAUGAGGAGGUAGAUCUUCUUCUACCUGGUACAGCAAGGCUCCAAAUCCAGCUUGGUGUGAACAUGCCCUCGAGGGCAGAGCAGAUUCCAGGAAAACAGGACAAACAAAUGUUCCAUGAGGUAUAUGACGUUGUAGUGUACCUCGGUAUCAUCGACAUACUGCAAGACUACAACAUGACUAAGAAGAUUGAACAUGCCUAUAAAUCUCUCCAGUUUGAUUCAUUGUCUAUCUCGGCCGUCGACCCUACAUUCUACUCGCGUCGCUUCCUGGAAUUUAUUCAGAAAGUGUUCCCGCAAAACUCGGUUUCAGGUUAAAAGCUUUUGAGAUUAAACUCAAAUUCAGAAGUGCGAACAUUAUCACCCUUUAUACAGUAGGUGGCAAGUAAGUGUCAUCAUAAUCUGGUAUUGUAAUCUGUAUAUGAUCUAAGGUAGACUACGUCAAAUCAUUGCUUUUUUGGAUGUUUAAUCAUUAUAGGUGGGUGAUAUGAAGUUCGAGAAAUGUGGGAGGACCAUUAAAAUAUAUAGUUUUUGGUCAUCAGUUUAAAAAUAUAUUGUUGAAUUACUAGACUAAAGAAAUUGAAUUGAUGAUUAAAAGUGGCCAAAAUUAACAAAUUCUUA